Molecule: messenger RNA, 1746 nt
Organism: Xiphophorus couchianus (Monterrey platyfish)
Lineage: Eukaryota; Metazoa; Chordata; Actinopteri; Cyprinodontiformes; Poeciliidae
Gene: alx3
Product: ALX homeobox 3
Exons: 4
Coding region: 347-1474 (375 amino acids)
Biological process (GO): regulation of transcription by RNA polymerase II
Molecular function (GO): RNA polymerase II transcription regulatory region sequence-specific DNA binding; DNA-binding transcription factor activity, RNA polymerase II-specific
Source: RefSeq, a predicted model, not a curated record
AGCGUGACCCGUUUGAUCUGACGAGAUCUCCAAAAUAACAGUGUGAUAUCAAUGAAAUGGUUAAUUAGGCGACAGAAACCGCCCGUGAUUACAUUCUUGGCGGAUUAUAUCAGACUACCGGACACCAACACAAACUCAACACACACCCACACACACACACCCCAAACUAUCUCACACAUCAACCCUUCAGUGGACGUUUCACGGGUCUUUGUUUCUGAUCUGUUUAAUCCCACCCACUUGACUCGAGCACAGAAGAGGGAAAAAAAAAAAACGUGAAAAUCCCUCACAGUGCCCAAGCCGCCAGCGCCCAGUCGCUGUUGCCUCAACUGCCUACUGGACGAGAACCAUGGAGACGGAGAACUGUUUGCCUUUCUCCGCCCAGAGCGGCGGGAGGACACCGGCCAACUCUCCGGGACUCGAGCGCGGCGGCGGAGGCAGUGGUUCCGGCUCCGGCUCCUUUCUCCCUUGCGACGAUCUGCAGAAACCCUCCCAUCAUCCUGCUCCACAUCCUGCUGUGGCGUCGCUUCCUCACCGUCUCGGCCUGCGCGGGGACCUGUACGCAGCCGCCUCCAUGGGCAGGUUUGGAGAUGCUGCGGACUUUACGCACAGCUCUGCGGCCGCGUCUCCUCCCAAACAUGGCAAGUUUCUGGACAGUUUAAACCCGGACCACAAAGCGUUGAUAAGCGACAAGGCGACAUUUUAUGAAAGCAGCUCAGACGUCAGAGAGAAAGGCGCUCUAAAAGCUAUGGUCUAUCCUGGGAUCGGCCCAGACUGCUGCGGCAAGCUGAAGGAGCAGAGCGGCGGCCUGCAGGGCGACUCCAUCGCCGACUCCAUAGACUUAUCAGGGAAAAGCAAGAAGCGGCGCAACCGGACCACCUUCAGCACCUUUCAGCUGGAGGAGCUGGAGAAAGUGUUUCAGAAGACACACUACCCCGAUGUAUACGCCCGAGAGCAGCUGGCUCUGAGGACGGAGCUCACCGAGGCCCGGGUUCAGGUGUGGUUCCAAAACCGUCGAGCCAAAUGGAGGAAACGGGAACGCUACGGGAAAAUCCAGGAUGUCCGCAACCAUUUUGCAGCUUCUUACGAUAUUUCUCUUCUCCCUCGUCACGAUGCAUAUCAGAUGCAGGGCAACCUGUGGCCAGCCACUGCUUCAGCUGCAGGGGGCAGUUCAGGUGCGGCCUGCGUCCUAGGAGCCGACUCCAUCCCAUCGUCCUGCAUGAGUCCAUAUCCUCACCCCCACAGCAACUUGCAGGGCUUCAUGAGCAUGCCUGCCUCCCCCAGCCACCCGCAUCACCACCACCACCACCCGCCUCACCACCACGGCAUCAACGGCCUAUACUCCCUCCACAGCUUCCCGGGAGGCCUCGGCCCGCCCGCCAUCGAGGGGCCAGAGGGCGACUACAAACCAACGGGUUUGGUGGCGCUGCGAAUGAAAGCCAAAGAGCCGGGCAGUAUCAUCUCCUGGCCCACAUGACCAAAAGUGAUCCCCUUAGCACACUGACUGAGCCAAAGCACACACAGCCGCCGCAGAAACACACACCGCCCGCAUGUUUCACUCAUGCCGUUUUCACAGAACACCAUUGGAAAAGUGAUGGAUAUUUGGAAACACGGACACCUGUUUUGUCACCAGUUCCAGUUUCUUGUUACAGUGAUGGGAUAAAAGUGGAAGAAGUUAUUUAAGCAUGUAAAAAAGCUGUAAGUAUCAUAUUAAUCAGCGAUGAUCAGAAAUAAAGUCCUCCACUUACA